Messenger RNA from Equus quagga, 6210 nucleotides. RefSeq names its product cap binding complex dependent translation initiation factor (gene CTIF). Lineage: Eukaryota; Metazoa; Chordata; Mammalia; Perissodactyla; Equidae. The record is from RefSeq and is a predicted model, not a curated record. Bases 453 to 2303 code for a protein of 616 amino acids. Gene Ontology annotation, biological process: regulation of translational initiation. The transcript has 15 exons. Gene Ontology annotation, cellular component: cytosol. Gene Ontology annotation, molecular function: protein binding; translation activator activity; RNA binding.
UCCCUCUUUCCCUUCCCUCCCUCCCUCCCCUCUCGGCUGGGUUUGUGCGCUGGGGCGCCCGAUCCCCUCCGCAGCCGGGACGCGCAGAACUCGAGGCAGGAGUCGGCUCUUCCGAGCCUCUUCCCUCCCUUCCCCUUCCCUGCCCCCUCCCCCCACCCCCCGACUCGGGCUCGGAGCAGCGGCCAGAGGGACCCCGAGAUUCGCUGUGCCAGCUGAGGCGUCCCUGUUUAGUCCCGGACCCUGAGUCUCCAGUAAAACCCAGUCAAACCUGGUCCCGUGGAGUCCCCAGUACAGGAUUUGUGUGACACAGACAAAGAAGACAAAGGAAAAAAGGACGUAGGACCUGGGGCCGUGAGGAAGUCACCUGACUCCAGCCAGGGAUGUGGCUUGCUGGCCAGUGACCCUGAGGACUGUGACGGCUUUGCCCCGACCCAGGACCCUGAGCUGGAGGGAUGGAGAACUCCUCGGCAGCGUCAGCUUCCUCCGAGGCUGGGAGCAGCCGCUCCCAGGAGAUUGAGGAGCUGGAGCGAUUCAUCGACAGCUACGUGCUUGAGUACCAGGUGCAGGGACUACUGGCUGACAAGACGGAGGGCGAUGGUGAGAGCGAGAAGACCCAGUCCCACAUCUCCCAGGAGGAAGCACUCAAUGGUGGACCACCCAUGAAAGGCUUAACAGAAGAAUGGACAGCAGACUGCAGCGAGCAGCUGGACAGCAGCUGUUCCUUCUCCCGAGGGCGAGCCACCCCACAGCAGAAUGGCAGCAAAGACAACUCUCUGGACAUGCUGGGCACAGACAUCUGGGCUGCCAACACCUUUGACUCUUUCAGUGGUGCCACCUGGGACCUGCAGCCUGAAAAGCUGGACUUCACUCAGUUCCACAGGAAGCUACGACACACGCCCAAGCAGCCCCUGCCACACAUCGAUCGUGAAGGGUGUGGAAAAGGGAAGCUGGAAGAUGGGGAUGGGAUCAACCUGAAUGACAUCGAGAAGGUCCUCCCGGCCUGGCAGGGCUACCACCCGAUGCCCCAUGAAGUGGAGAUUGCGCACACCAAGAAGUUGUUCCGGAGGAGGAGGAAUGAUCGAAGACGGCAGCAGAGACCUCCAGGAGGAAACAAGCCCCAACAGCAUGGUGACCACCAGCCGGGCAGUGCCAAACACAACAGGGACCACCAGAAGUCCUACCAGGGGGGCUCGGUGCCCCACCCCUCAGGGAGGCCCACCCAUCACGGCUACAGCCAGAACCGACGCUGGCACCACAGCAACAUGAAGCACCCCCCCGGCGACAAGGGGGAGUCGGGCGCCCACCGCAAUGCCAAAGAGACCGUGGCCAUGGAGAGCCCCAAACUCGAGGACGCCCUGGGGGACACCGGGCACAGCGGCCUCGAGCCGCCCCGCAGCCCUGAUUCCCUGGCCCCGGCGGCUUCCGAGAGGCUGCCCCCACAGCAGCCAGGGGGUCCAGAGGCUGAGGCGAGACGUAAAGACAGUAUUAUUCCCGAGCGCAUCGGGGAGCGGCCCAAAAUUACCCUGCUCCAGUCUUCCAAAGACAGGCUGCGGCGAAGGCUGAAAGAAAAGGUACCGGAUGAAGUGGCAGUGGAGACGACCAGUCCUCAGCAGAACAAGAUGGACAAGCUGAUCGAGAUCCUGAACAGCAUGCGGAACAACAGCAGCGAUGUGGAUGCCAAGCUCACCACCUUCAUGGAGGAGGCCCAGAACUCAACCAACUCGGAGGAGAUGCUGGGGGAGAUCGUCCGGACCAUCUACCAGAAAGCCGUGUCCGACCGCAGCUUUGCCUUCACCGCCGCCAAGCUCUGCGACAAGAUGGCGCUCUUCAUGGUGGAGGGGACCAAGUUCCGAAGCCUGCUCCUCAACAUGCUUCAGAAGGACUUCACGGUGCGGGAGGAGCUUCAGCAGCAGGACGUGGAGCGCUGGCUGGGCUUCAUCACCUUCCUGUGUGAGGUGUUCGGCACCAUGCGCAGCAGCACGGGCGAGCCCUUCCGCGUGCUCGUCUGCCCCAUCUACACCUGCCUCAGGGAGCUCCUGCAAUCUCAGGAUGUGAAGGAAGAUGCCGUUCUGUGCUGCUCGAUGGAGCUGCAGAGCACAGGCCGGCUGCUAGAGGAGCAGCUGCCCGAGAUGAUGACCGAGCUCCUGGCCAGCGCCCGCGACAAGAUGCUAUGCCCCUCGGAGUCGAUGCUGACCCGGUCGCUACUCCUAGAGGUCAUCGAGCUCCAUGCCAACAGCUGGAACCCUCUGACGCCCCCCAUCACGCAGUACUACAACAGAACCAUCCAGAAACUGACAGCCUGACAGCCAGGGGGCCUGGCAGGCGGCCCGCGGGCAGCUGGGGCCCUGGUGCACAGGGCCAGAUGGACAGGCGGGAGGACAGGGGUGGCCCUGGCUGGAGAAAGAAAUGGGGAGGAAGGUAGGCAGAGCCGGCGGCCAGUCUGGAGCCAGACGGGGAAGGGAUCAAAUCCCUAGGAGGCGCCCCUCCCAGCUGAGCCCCCCCAGCCCCGAGCAUGCGGCAGCUCACCCCAAUAAGGGAAGCAUGUUUAUUUUCCGUGUGGCCCCGGCCCUCCCCCUCCUCACUCCCGCUCCUCCCCGCCCCCUCCCAUCAAACGCGUCCCCCACAGGGCUUUGUGUGAGGGAUUCAUCUCUGUGACUCCUCCGAGGCCUUGGCAGCCCUGCGCGCGCGCCAGGGUACCGCUUGGGUCAGAAAGGACCUCAGAAGGCUGAAAAAGUGGGUCGGAGACGGGCUUGCAUUGUUCCCGCAUGCUGUCAGCCGCAGUCGCCAACUGGCAGCAGGCGACGUGUAGCAGAUGUCCGGGAGGACAAAGGCAGGCACGGUCCCCACCAGCCGCCCGUAAUUGACGGCCUUUGUCCGCCAUGGUCGAGCUCGGGGACAGAGGCGUCUCCUCUAUAACCUUCACGCUCCACCCUCCCGGCGUCCAGUUCCUCCUCCCUCAGCCCCCACGCUGAGGCCUCGGGGGUCGGGAGCAGGGAGGGGAACGGAGUUUGCAGUUCCACUGGCACUCUUUUGUUUUAUUGUUUUAUUUUUCCGAAGUCAGCUGCUUUGAAGUCUCCUCUGUCGAUGAAAAGAGCCCGCGAUGCGAUCACACAGUCAGCCCCGCGAGGACCCCCUGAUUAGUGGGAGAUCAAACCCGACCCCCUCUGGAAGGAUUCUAGCCACAGACAGCUUGCCAGUAGCCAAUUAGGGUAAUUGGAAACUUCUGCCCCGGCAGGGGUCCCCACUGGAACCCCGUGCUCCUCAGCCCCUGGCUUCCCAUACCUCUGUUCUCUCUUCUUUUAGCUCCGCUCUCUCAAAGGGCUGAUACUGUUGCCGCUGGGAGUGCAUCAAACCCCGUCCUGGCCCGGGGCCUUGUGGUGAACUGGGCAUAGGACAGGGCUGGCAAAUUAAAGCCAAAACACUAGGUGAUGUUUCCGAUCCACACACAGGUCUUGUCCCAAGCUCUUACUCGGGGGAGAGAGGUGGUGGGGGCUGCCUGGCCCCCCCAGGACGUGGAGAUUAGCUAUGGACUGGCUAUGUCACUGCGCUAGCCUCAUCACAGGCAGGAUCCCAAAGACCAGACCUCCCGCAGCCAGAGUCCGUGUGCUCCAGGAGGACUCUGGGCACUGCAGCCCAGGGCUGUCAGGAAAGGAUGCAUUCACUGAGGCAGGAGCAGGCAGCCCGGUGACCCGACCAGCUUUCCAGGCUGGGAACAAGGCUGGGGUUUCUUGGAAGGGCCAGGUCCUGGGGAGCUAGCUCCUUCUCCGAUGGCUAGAGAGAAGGAUGCGAGUCGGGCCCUGGGAGGCUGGCUUUGGGUUGUUGCUGGCGUCUGCACAGCCCCAUCUCUGGGUCCGGAGCCCACACUUUGAUGAGCCCCUGGAAAAUGACCUCAGAGCCCCACAGCUUCCUUAUUUGCUCCUUUGUUGAGGCCAGUCAGUCCCUGGGUCCCCUCGGAGGCCCCCCUGGAUGCCCGGCCGGUCCAGUCAUUCUGGCCAGCAGGUGAAGGCUGGAGGAGGUUUCCCUUUGUGGACUCCGAGGCUGGGAGAGCAGGCAGGGUGGCACGGGGAGCACGUUCCUCAGUCCUCACCGGCUUUCCCCAUCAGCUGCAACCCGCCUUCCAGCCCCAGAACAGGAGCCCAUGCCGGUCCCCAUAGAGAGCCUGUUGGGGACAAGGUGUGGGGGCACAGGUUUCUCUGGAACGGGUCCGUAGCCUCUGCCGGGAAGCCCGUGCUGUCCCUGCCCCGGCCUUCGCCUCCUCCCUCCCUCCUCCCAGGCUUUCUCAAGCUUCUCCUCUCUGCCUUUCCUCCUCGCCCCGCACCUUCGGCCCAGCCUGGGGCCCAGGGACACCAGCGCCUCCACAGGAGGCCUUGAGGGAAGAGCUGGGCCGAUGUUAGGAUGCUCUGAGAGGGCGCUGGGGAAAUCUUGGUCUCAUAGAGUCAGGCAGCCCCAGCCAGGCAAGCCCCCGCUCCCUGGCAGCCAUCAGAGAGUGGCACCUGUGCUGAGAUGAGCCUUGUUUCCCUCGAGUGGGGUGUGUGUGUGUGCGUGUGUGGGUGGGUGGGUGCGUGUGUGAGCACAUUUGCUGAGAACGAAGCAGGGCCCAGAGGACGAGAGAGGCCCAGGAGUGGGGGCAUAAGUCAAGGAGGUGGGGAAUGGGUCUCCCACCCCUACCUUGGGCUCAGAGAGUGAGCUUCAUGAAGGCACCCCAGACGGAAGGUGCUCAGGGGGCCCAUGUUCCCUGGAAAGCCGACACAGAUAGCCUCGUGGGCACCAUGCACCUAACGCCCUUUCCUCCUCACGGCCCUCCGUGGUGGUCCUGCCUCAGGGCCCAUCCCUCCUUAACUGUUAGGACCAGGGUGUGAAGAAGUGAGAUAUAAAUAUGUAUACAUAUAUAAAUAUAUUUUUAAUUACGUGUCUGUCAACGGUGGCUCCAGACAUAUGGUUUGCCUAGUUUAUUCCAUUGCUUGAAAGCGCUUCCUGGCCAAUCCGAAUAACAAUUUAGGCCGUUUUUCUAAAUGCAGGUUGCCGCUACUUUUUCAGACACGGAAGGAAAACGUUUAAAAAAAAAAAUUUUUUUAAAGGAAAUAGCAGUAAGGCCUCAAAUCUGAGACUCUGAGGCAGCUUCCCACGGGAGACUCCCCAGACAGGAACUGGGGGGCAGAAGUGAGAGCCCUGCAGGCCUCCGCCCCCUCCUCAGGCCAGACGCCCCCUCUGCUGACUGAGGAAGCCAUGUCCAGGUGACCUCCGAAUGUAUUCGAUGGGAGGCCGGGCUGGAUAUUGCAUUUCUGAGGUUUGUGUUGUUUCCCUCGCUCGCCCGCGGCUUUCUUGGCGCGUUGAAGAGGCAAAGUCCGGCCAUCUGAUGUUGAUCCUGUCUCGGUCUCUCCCCUGCCAGUCAAGAUGAGGUAGUCAUUGUUUUCCUCCCAGGCAGCCGGCCUGCUCGCCACAGUCCUGCUCGCUGCGGCCCUGUGGCUGCCUAAACUCCGGGACCGCAGCCCCAAGAAGGCUCCCGGGCUCCCCUGGACAAGGCAGGAGCCCCACCAUCCUCCCUGGGGAGUGUGCACCCCGCAAACCCAGUUUCGUCUGUUCGUCCUUCCGUAACCAGUCUGUAAACCUUUAAGGUUUGGGGAUCGUUCUGUCCAUCCAUGUAAAUGUAAAUGUCGGCCGAGUCGGUAUUUAUUCUAAUUUUUAUUUUAUUUUAUUUUUCUCUGAGGGAGGAGGGGGGGUGUGGGAAAUGUACCACUGAUCAUGCCCUGGGCAGCUGCAGGGGUGGGGGCCCAGACAGCCGGGCUGGCCACGAGGAGCAGCCCCAUGGGACCGCCCCAGACGCCAAGUCCCAGCCUCUUAUCUGACAUCGGAAACUGGCCAGGGUUCCUCAUGUGACAGACUCUUGGGGCCUGCUCGUGGAGUCUUGACCCUCAGCGGCUGGGCCCUCUGUUGGGAAACCUCUGUCUGGGCCUGUGAGGUCACAGAUCAGAGACAAGACAACUUUCCCCUGCUUGGGACACUUGCACAGAAGGGCUGCCUGUCUCGCCUGAGCCAGCUGGGAACCUGGCGACAGGACCUACCUCCCUGGGCAGGGGCCUGGGGCUUCCCGCCAAAGCUGCAGUGGAAUCCUGCUCACGCAACCACCUUCCCCCCUCAGUAUGUCCUGCUUUCCAGCUGAACCCAAACUACAAGUGGGUUUAAAAAAUAAACAACACCAAAAAACAAAAA